CGCCCGAGUGGACGUAUCAAGUUUUCUUUGGGAUUUUCAUUUAUUGUAUGACUAUUUCGAAAUUUUUACUACUCUACGAAAACUAUGCUCAAAAAACCAAAAACUCAUACUCUCAGUUUCCCUACAGGAUCUUCAUACACUGGGCCGUUAGAUUCUGAAGGCAAGAUGACAGGUUUCGGUGUAUACAAGUUCCCAAAUGGCAACGAGUAUAGAGGAUAUUUCAAGAAUGGAUUUUUUCACGGACGUGGAAUGAUGAUAGACGAGAAAAAAUUCAAAAUGUGUGGAUAUUUCAUAAAUGGAAAAUGUAAUGAAUAUGAUAUCUUUUUUGGAGAUGGAUUAGAAUUCCGUGAAAACAAUUGGACAUAUUGUUCUGAGGUGGAUAGACGUUUUUGGGUUGAGGUAAAUCAAGGAAUUCCACCAGUUGGUGAGGGAUUUUUGACGAAAGAAAAACCAUCAAGAAUUAUUCCAAGAGGUCAUUAUGACACCGAAGAGGGUUUCUUUGAUGCGAAGACUGGUUAUUUAAUGGAUGUGUCUGGAUUGAGAAUACGUCAUGUUUGUCCUGAUGAAAGGAAGAACAUUUUAAAACAUUGCAGAAUGAAUCAAAUUGAUUGUGAUAUUAACCAUGAAAUUAUGAAACAAAAGGAAAAAAUUGUCGCCUCAACUGAUUCGUGGAUAUCUACAGAUACAGAAUAAAAAUUAUUUGAAAGUUA
Messenger RNA from Eupeodes corollae, 710 nucleotides. RefSeq names its product MORN repeat-containing protein 5-like. The coding region runs from base 85 to 693 and encodes 202 amino acids. The record is from RefSeq and is a predicted model, not a curated record. NCBI's taxonomy places the organism in Eukaryota, Metazoa, Arthropoda, Insecta, Diptera, Syrphidae. The transcript has a single exon.